Candidula unifasciata is the source of this 2315-nucleotide messenger RNA. The record is from the annotation of a GenBank genome assembly. Lineage: Eukaryota; Metazoa; Mollusca; Gastropoda; Stylommatophora; Geomitridae.
CCAUCCUGCCGGUAGUGACCCCUCAGACUGUGCUGGAUAUCCUUGAAGUUCCGGAGACUGUAUUCAUUUCUGAGGUUUGCUGCGUCAAUUUGUCACUGCAGAGCAGCUUUGUUAUGAAGAACCUGCUGGACAAGGGAGUGAGAUGCCUGAUGACCAUCGGAGAGGUCACAUUUAAUGGUCGCAGGAUCAACAGCAAUCAGUGCCCAUUUGAGUUGAAGGGUCAAGUGGUUCUGUCUCCAAGCUCGUCUCAGACUGUGCAGGUGAUGUUUAGACCCAAAAGCCAGGGAGAAUACUCAGUGAAUGUGGAGAUACGCAGCCAGAAUAUGACCAAUCCACAGGAAAAUAGGAUCUACCUGUUACAUUUGUCUGGUUGUUCCGAGGAGCCAGCACUGCAGAUAUCUCCAGUAAAUGAUGAAAUAGAUUUUGGAGAAAUGAUUCGGGGGAGCACUUUUUGCCGCUCAAUAAACAUAAAAAAUGUUGGGCGUGCAACAAUACCGCUCCGAUGUUCAAUUUUUAGGAAAGAAUCUGCGCUCUGCAACUUCACCUUCUACCCAGAGAAUGUCAAGGAUGUGUCCUCUAUCUCCCUGACAACCAGGCCGGCAGAAGUGGGUACAGUCUGCUCCUUGUCUUUGCCUGGCAAGAAGGAUGGGCAGAAGAUACUCAUGGAGACUAUCAACAUCUUCUGUUGUGCUAAAGAGACACAGAAUCUUGCUAUACGGUACAUGGAAAAGGCAGAGAAGUUUCAAGCUCUUCUGACCAUUUGUGUGGAUGUGCCCAUCAAGGAUGUGCUUCCACUCUGUAAAGUCAAGCUGCAGGCUACUGCCGGCAUGUACAAGUUGCAUGUAGACCGAGAUACAUUACCGAUAAUAGCAGCUCCAGGAAAAACAGGUCAUGGAACAGUGCAGAUAAUCAACUCUGGGAAUAUCACCAUGCCUGUGAACAUCGCCUUAGAGCCGUGGCGGGACCACUUUGCCAUCAGCGCAACCAAAGUCUGUGUUCCCCCUGGAGAAAAUUGUCCUGUUCACGUGACUUUUACGCCACAGGCUACAAGAGGGGAGCAGGGAGAUAACAUUGUAAAAUUAAUGCUGCAGACUGAAGUUUCACAGUCGUUUGUUUCUGUCAUUGGCAAAAUUAAAGCAACAAAGACACAGAUUAGGUGCUCUGUCAACUCUGUCAGUUUUGGAGGCGUGGACUUGCGACAAGCACAGAAGCAGAAAAUUUCCUUCUACGUUGACAACGAUGAUGAUGUCAAAGUUUGCAUCAGAAACCCAGGCUCGGCUUUCAAGCUGCUGACUGAUGAAGGUAAUUUUGUGGACAGCUUCGAUGUUUCUGCGAAGAAAGGCCAAAAAUAUGAUGUCUUUAUGCUGUUCUCUCCGUCUGAGGUCAAAGGUUACAGUGCCGAUCUCCUAAUACAAGUUCUGUAUGCUAAUAGAUAUGCUAUUCCCCUCAGCGGCUAUGGAGGACGCAGCCAGGUGCUAAUAGAGGAGGUUCACCAGAACGACACUGGAGGUCUGAGCCUGGACAUUGGUCACCUGUAUCCAGAACAAACUGUUGUCCGCAAGUUUACGGUCAGGAAUACUGGCGUCCGUGUGUGCUACGUCAAGGCUUCCUUAUAUGAUACAUCACGACAAGUAUUUGCAACUUCCCAUGCCUCAGUCAUUCCAGCAGCUUUGAUUUUGCCUGCAAAUGAAACUUGUGACUUGUUCAUAACAAUGAAUCCAUCAAAGAAAGAAGCAGAGCUGUGUUUGCACGAGUGUGCCAUUGUGGCAAUCCUCAAACUGACCUGGGGAGAUGAGGUUGCCAGACAGCAUUUUAUUCUCCAACCUGGUCAGCAGUCACAGAAGCUUGUCCAUGACUUUGACAUACCCUUGACCUCCAUGCAGAAGGAGCUUGUCCAAGCAGAAAUGAAAGGCUUGCCCUUACCAGAAGAUAGCUAUUCUGCACUCAAGAAAGGCAUGUCAGUGAACAAGAUUGGAUUGUAUGGAGUUCCUUUGGAAAACCAAGUCUCAACUGUCAGGAACACAACAUCCAGAGUGGAACCAUAUCUCAACAGGCCAGCGUCCAGUCAGAGGUCAGUGCUAACCCCGGUCGAUGCAAACAUCAAGCCAAUGGACAGCAGUAAAAAGAUGUGGGCACUGAAUCCAGCCGAGCUUCAUUUCACUGGCGGGGACUUGAAAGUUCGAGACUUCAUCCAAGUGAUCAACUUCUCCACUAAUGAGCUACAAUUUUCUGUAGAGUUUGAUAAAAAGUACAUCACAGUUGUUCCGUCUAAGGUCUCUUGGGGAAAUUUGAGUCCCCAGCACUGUGUCCAUGGA